UUAUCCGCUUCCUCACCAUCACGCUUGUUUCCUGGUCGUUGCUAACAACCUGCUGCCUGUAACUUCAUCCGUCCGCCGUCCCCGCAUGCAUUGACGGCUUCCAGCGGCGGUGUUUCGGGGAUGUGCACGGGGAUGUGGCCGUGUGGACGCCUCUGAGGGGCGGCCGGACUCUCGGCUCGGCUCUGGCUGCAUGCUGCUCUGGUUCUCUCCGCAGGCUGCUGUCUGACUCUGGGGGUGGGUGGGGGGGGAGGUUGCUGUGUGGCCUCCAGCCGCGGCUGCGAUUUAACUUAAUUUCUCCGCGUCGCCUUCCUCAGAAAUCAUGUUUAUUUAUUAAAGAUGGCGGCGAAGGGGACACUGUAAACUAAAUGACUGUCAGAAACAUCGCCUCCAUUUGUAAUAUGGGCACCAAUGCCUCUGCUCUGGAGAAAGACAUCGGCCCGGAGCAAUUCCCAAUCAAUGAACACUACUUUGGAUUGGUCAAUUUUGGAAACACAUGUUACUGUAACUCGGUGCUCCAGGCUCUCUACUUCUGCCGGCCUUUCCGGGAGAACGUUCUGGCGUAUAAGGCCCAGCAGAAGAAGAAGGAGAACCUGCUCACAUGCCUGGCUGACCUCUUCCACUCCAUCGCCACACAGAAGAAGAAAGUGGGCGUCAUCCCGCCCAAGAAGUUCAUCUCACGGCUACGGAAGGAGAAUGACCUGUUCGAUAACUACAUGCAGCAGGACGCCCACGAGUUCCUGAACUACCUUCUGAACACGGUUGCCGACAUCCUGCAGGAGGAGAAGAAGCAGGAGAAGCAGAACGGACGGCUCAAGAACAACGGAACCGCUGUCCCCGCCGAGGUCGAGACAGAGAACAAAACAGAGCCCACAUGGGUCCACGACAUCUUCCAGGGCACACUGACAAAUGAGACGCGCUGCCUCAACUGUGAAACGGUGAGCAGCAAAGAUGAGGAUUUUCUGGACCUGUCUGUGGACGUGGAGCAGAACACAUCAAUAACACACUGUCUCAGGGACUUCAGUAACACAGAGACUCUGUGCAGCGAAUACAAAUACUACUGUGAGACGUGCUGCAGCAAGCAGGAGGCGCAGAAGCGGAUGCGUGUGAAGAAGCUCCCCAUGAUCCUGGCUCUCCAUCUGAAGAGGUUUAAGUACAUGGAGCAGCUGCACCGCUACACAAAGCUCUCCUAUCGAGUGGUUUUCCCCCUCGAACUCCGUCUGUUCAACACCUCUGGGGACGCGGUUAACCUAGAUCGCAUGUAUGAUCUGGUGGCUGUGGUGGUUCACUGUGGCAGCGGUCCGAACAGAGGUCAUUACAUCACCAUCGUGAAGAGUCACGGCUUCUGGCUGCUGUUUGAUGAUGACAUCGUGGAGAAAAUCGACGCCCAGGCCAUCGAGGAGUUUUACGGGCUUACCUCAGACAUCUCCAAGAACUCUGAGUCGGGAUACAUCCUCUUCUACCAGUCCAGGGAGUGACUGGAUCCGGAUCAGAGACUCAGGAGGACACCGCAUAGGAUGAGACGUUUUCUUUUUAAUAACCUUUUUUUUUUAUUUCUACCUUCAGCCUAACAGACCCAGACUCCUGUCGUGUUUCAUCUCAUCCUGCCCCCUGUUCCCUGAAGUCUCUCUGACGUAUGUGCCAAUCCUCCCAUCUCUGUCUUUACCUGUCUGUCAUCCGUCUCUCUUUCUCUCUGUGAUUUUCUUCUUGCCUUUAUGUCACCUGCAUCUGGACUGCACUUUAAAAACAGAAGCAAAAAUGCUCAACAGCAUAACUGAAACAAAACCGAGUCUGCUCUGGAAACUGGAGCCGUGUGUGCUCCCUUUGUGUAGACUCGUGUGAGAAUCCUGCAGAGGGGAUUCUCUGUGAUAUGAUGAAGAGUCUGGUGCACAUACAGACGGUUGUGCUAUAUCAUUUCUGUGUACAUAAGGUCUAUUUUCAAGCUGUGUCGCCCCUCUAUAAAUCCUUCAUUAGGGCUAUUUUCCCGUCACGGUGUGUCGUUCGAUGAUUCCCUGUCCCGGGUGGAUGCAUGAGAGGUGAAUGAAGUUGGAGACAAACACUGUAUAAUACUCACACACAGAUCUCAUGCAGUUUUUAAGCAAUACCUGAGCAUUAAGAGGAGAGAGCUGAAAACUACCUGAACCUUAUCUGUACCUGCAGAGCGGUUCUUCUGUCCCUGUGUACGCUGCUGUCCGUCUGCUCAUGCUGCUUUAAUCAGCUUUAUUCAAAAGCUCAAACACUACACAAGAAAGAGACUGAACAGGAUCUCCACUCAGAGCUUAAACCUUUAUGAUUUUAUAUAAUAACCCUUAUUUAUUGAACGUGAUGUUUGUAAUACAGGUAAUGAAGUUUUGAGAGCUUUCUAUGUUAAAGGAUUAUUUUAGUGUUGUUAAACGUUGGCUUUAUUCUGACGUAUCAUGACAAGUCUUGAAUUGCUUCACCCUGCAGCCAUUCAACAGGCUCUAAUGGCUUCAAUGUAAGCUUUUAGAGCAAGCAUGCCCGACUGUAGCUUCAACUUCAUUGUCCCCAAGGCGAAAUUUGUUUAACAGGCAGGUAAAAACAUAAAGACAACACAGGCAGAUAGAUUCAGGUACUAGAAAUCAAUAACAAUAACAAUCCAAACUAGAGCUUUGUUAGUUAUCAGACAAACCUAAUCUACUGAAUCAUCAUCAGAAUUUAGCAGUUUGAUAGUUUCUAGGGAUUUUCCAAAGCGACUAAUAUCCUUGUAGUUUAAAUGGACAUUUUAAUUUAGACUACCAGACUAGUUUAAAGGUAAGAAAACACCACAAUAAAUGAACAGGACUGAACACGGGAUCACAGAGUCUGCAGAAAAGCAAUGUCAGAUUGGUUUGCAGAGUGUGGCUAACACUAGCAGAGCUAGCACCACCUUCAGGUUAGCGUCCUCAUUAGGGAUGCACCGAUCCUACUUUUUUGGUCCCAAUACCGAUAUCAAUACCUGGGCUUUGGUAUCUGCCGAUCCGAUCCCGGUAUUGAUUUAACAAUCUCUAUUCCUUAAUGUGAGGAUAGAAUCAUGUUUUGGCAACUUCAGGCUUCUCUGACUUUGUAAACCAAAAUAAAGUAAACAUUUUUAAACUGACAGUAUCAUUAUUCAAGAGAUUAUAAAUGUGUACCAGCAGUCUGGUGAGUUAAUCUUCAUAACCAAUAGUUAUUGUAAACACAGAAAAGCAUAGAACUGAGAUGAAUAGAUCUGCCAUAUGGAUCGGCACUAUAUAUCGCCCCCUUGUCACCAAUAUCCGAUCUAGCUUAUUGAGUCCGAUCUAGCCGAUAUCCGAUAUCAGGAUCGGAUCGGUGCAUCCCUAGUCCUCAUGCCUGUGCUGGUUCCUCAUAUCUCUGGUGGAGUGGUUCUAUGUCAGUUCAACCAGACACAGCCUACAUACAACUUUAUCUCCAUUUACUAGAUCAACACACUGACAAACCAAAUCCUCCCGGAUCAAUUCACUUGAUUCUUUGUUAGCCGUUUGCUCCUGUAAACCCAAAAUUUAUAGAAUAGAUAAAUAAAUCCUAAAUAAAUAUAUGAAAGAUUAUAGCCAAGGUUUAAACGUACCAGAACUCCUCUUUAGGACCCUCUUCAUUGCAGCUCUCGCUAUGAAGGACAUGAUUUAUGAGAUCCCCAACAGGAAAAGCUUUCUGAUAAAGUUAGUCUUUUAUCAGUUUUUAGUUUUCAGUGUUUUUAAAAAGUUAAAACAGAUAAACUCGAUCCACGUCAGACGCAGCUCAGAGCUCCCUGAUCUUCUAAAGGACAUGAAAACAUGAAGAAGUGCAAUAAGAGAUGAAGUUAUCUGACGUGGAUUUCCCAGUGAGACUAAUAUGAAGUUAUUAAAUGUUAGCGGUAGAUGUGUUUUUCUCAGCGGCUGAUUCUUUUUCCUGGUGAUGUGUUUGUUGUGAUUUGUAUGCUCCUGAUUUCAAAGUAAAAGCCUUCCCUCACUCCCUGCUGAAAUGUA
Messenger RNA from Notolabrus celidotus (New Zealand spotty), 3959 nucleotides. RefSeq names its product ubiquitin specific peptidase 46 (gene usp46). The coding region runs from base 366 to 1475 and encodes 369 amino acids. Gene Ontology annotation, biological process: protein deubiquitination. The transcript is spliced from 9 exons. The record is from RefSeq and is a predicted model, not a curated record. Gene Ontology annotation, cellular component: nucleus; cytosol. Lineage: Eukaryota; Metazoa; Chordata; Actinopteri; Labriformes; Labridae. Gene Ontology annotation, molecular function: cysteine-type endopeptidase activity; cysteine-type deubiquitinase activity.